UGUCAAUAUGAAUAAUGAAAAUUGUAAUUUAAUUGGAAUGCAAUUUAAUUCAUAUGAUGAGUUUGAAAAAUUUAUAUCGGAAUAUCAAAGAAGAAAUAAAUGUGUUUUAUCUAAAAUUGAUUCACGUUUUUUAUUAGAAAAUAGUUAUAAAAUAAAGCCAAACAUGAAAUUAAAAUAUAAAUUGAUACAUUUAGUUUGUAAACAUGGUGAACAUUAUUAUAAAUCACAAAGUCGAGGGCUUCGUAAUGUCAAGACAUACAAACUGGGUUGUCCAAUGUUUAUUCGAGUUGUAGUCUCGGAGGAUAGACAAUUCUUGAUAAUAAAAAAUGCAAACGAGUUACACCAAUAUCAUGAAGACUCAGAUGAAUUCUUCGAUUUAUAUCCUGAACAACGGAGACUAGAUCCAGACUACAAAAAACAUAUUGCCGGUAUUUUAGCUGUAAAAGCGGAUAAAAAAUUAUUACAAGAAAAAAUUAAAAAUGAUACUGGUAAAACCGUUUCAAUUAAAGAUUUACAUAAUAUUAAUCAACAAUUUAACAAAAAUGAAAAUGACAAUAAUCUUAAACUUGCUCAUGAUUUUUUGAAAAGCCAAGGGGCAUCAGUACAUAUACUGGAUGAUAAAAAUACGUGUGUAGGAUUAAGUUUUUAUACACCAGAUAUGAUUGUAGCAAUGGACACUUAUCCUGAAAUGAUUUUUCUAGAUGGUACAUAUAAAUUAUUAGAUAAUAAUUCAACUGUUAUGAUUAUGAUAGUUGUUGAUUCGAAUAAAAUUAGUCGUGUUGUAAGUAUUGGAAUACUUGCUAAUGAAAAAUAUGAAACAGUUAAAUGCCGCUAA
Messenger RNA from Microplitis mediator, 835 nucleotides. RefSeq lists its product as uncharacterized. The record is from RefSeq and is a predicted model, not a curated record. The transcript is spliced from 5 exons. Bases 8 to 835 code for a protein of 275 amino acids. NCBI's taxonomy places the organism in Eukaryota, Metazoa, Arthropoda, Insecta, Hymenoptera, Braconidae.